Molecule: messenger RNA, 1563 nt
Organism: Plectropomus leopardus (leopard coralgrouper)
Lineage: Eukaryota; Metazoa; Chordata; Actinopteri; Perciformes; Serranidae
Source: RefSeq, a predicted model, not a curated record
CGGCAGCGUAGGGCGGGUCAGUCGCGUGCAACAGGUCUUCCUCGUUAACCGGAAUACAAUAGUCUGUAAGUGUACAAAAACCUGGACUGGAUAAUAAUAAAGAAACAAGAUGGCUGCUCAGACCUACAUCGCCAUCUCAGAGCUUCAUCCCAACUUCUCUCAUCCGAAAGUGGCGGGGAUUGUCAUCGGGAAAUCUGAUGUCAAAGGCUUUCCUGACAGAAAAAAUAUUGGUGCGGACAGAUUCACUUUUAGCUUCACCAUAAAGGACUCACCCGAUUUCUUCAUUAAUGUGACAGCCUGGGGACACGAUGGGUACAUCAUCGGGCUGUCCAACAGCUUCAACACAGGAGACUGUGUCAUCAUUGACAAUCCGUUAGUCACCAACAAAGACCCAGAGAAAGGGGACAGAUUCUGUCCCACAACACCGAGCCUCUACAGGCUGCUGGUGUCGGAGGCUCACUCUCAGGUGUGUCUGUGUGCUGACAUGGACACCAUCGACAGGCUGCUGCCACUCAUUCACCUGCCAGUGAAGGACUCCAGAGAUUUCUACUCUCUGGGAGACAUCGUGGCUAACGGGCAGCAGCUGGACGGGUCUGUGAUAAAUAUACUGGCAGCAGUGAAAUCGAUCGGAGAGCUGAAGCAGUUCACCACUUCUGACAGACGCAAAGGGCAGCGGCUGGAAGUGAAGCUCUUUGAUGACUCCGUCUCGUCCUUCCCUCUCGUCUGCUGGGACAGAGAAGCCAUUCAGCUCGUGCAAACUAUGAUACCAAAGGAGACGGUUCUCUUCAUCGCCGACGCAAAGAUUAGCUUUGACAGCUUUCGCAACGGCAUGACAGCAACUGUUAACUCCAAAACCAUUAUCACUGUCAAUCCUGACACCAGAGAGGCCAGUCUGCUGUUCAGCUACGCCAAAGAGGCGUCUGAGUCUGGAGUUUUGGAUCAAGAUGAGAAGCCAGAAGAUAUUCCUGUGGAGUCCAUCACGGACGUGUACACAGUGAGCCAGCUGAAGCAGAAGGCCCGGGUCGAUCCCGAAGCUUUCUUCGGCAUCACGUACAGCUUCAUCUCCAGACUCGACCUCGACUCCUCUGUGUCAAAAGUCAUCAGGACACGCUGCUCCAGGUGUAAGUUUCAGGUGACUGAGGACCUCCAGAGCUGCUCCUACCAGCUGUGUCCAGGACGGGAUCAGGCCCUUUCAGCCUCCACAGGCUUUGACCUGCUGGUGGACCUGACAGACCACACGGGCACCGUGCAGGCCUGCGCCCUCAGGAGCCCUGUGGCAGAGAAGACACUCGGCUGCACAAUGGAGGAGUUCACCAGUUUGACUGAUGAUGAGCGGACUGCAAUGAAGUGGAAAUUUCUUUUGGAGAGAUGCAAAAUAUACGUGAAGAUCCUCCCCUCGAGUAAAACCAGGACUGGGAUCAGGGGGGUGGUCUUGGCAUGCUCGUUGGCGGACCCUGGAGAGGUGAAACAGCACAUGUCUGCUCUGCUGCGGCGGCUGUGAUCCCAACACACACACACACACACUGAGCAGGAAACGCACACGUGUGCUGUGUGACACUGUUC